GUGAAUAGAAUUGUCAUAUUAAGGGCAGAGAGAAGAAAGAGGCGAGUGAGGUUGGAAUGGCGUCUGAGAAGAGAAAGAGAAAAGCGAACAGUGACGUGAGUAAGAAGAGGAAGAAGAAGGAGGAGGCGGCGGAGGAAGCCGAAGAGAAGUCAGAGGAACGAUCGUCGGAGGCUCUGCGUCUCCUUCAGUCGGCGAUGGGUCUUCAGCUUUCAUCGCUGGAGUUGGAGUCCCUCAGACAAGACUGCGUUCUGGAGGUACCCAAUCACUCAGAUGUCCAAAUAUUGGGGAAAACUGUUAAGGCAGUGUUUGGCUCCUCGUGGAGGGAGCAUCUCUGCGAAGGGAGUGUUGUAGAGGGAAAAGUUAAUGCCGGAAGCCCCGCCGUUCUCAUCAUAUCUUCGUCUGCCCUUAGAUGCAUACACCUCCUCAGGGGCUUUCGCUCUUUCACUAAACAAUGCCACGCUGCGAAGCUAUUCGCAAAGCACUUGAAGCUUCAGGAACAGAUUUCUUUGUUAAAGAACCGUGUUAACAUUGCUGGGGGUACUCCAAGCAGGAUAAAGAAGCUAAUUGACGCUGAGGCGUUAGACCUUUCAAGGUUGCAAGUACUGGUGCUAGAUUUGCAUCCUGAUGUAAAGGGGUAUUCAUUGUUGACCCUUCCACAAGUCAGGGAUGAAUUCCUGGAGGUGUUCAAGAACUAUUUUUAUGAAGCGAUGAUCCAGGGUGGUCUUCGUAUUUGUCUCUAUGGUGUAAAGGACAAACAUAAACAAGGGCAUACAGUUCCUGAUACAUAACAUCUCAUGUUUUGAUUUAGGCAUGUAGUUUAUUAUUAUUUUUUUUUAUAAUUCCGUUUAUCUUCAAAUGACGGACGUAUUUGUUAUCAACGGAAUACCGUUGCCUUUAACGCACCUUUCAAUCAUGUUAAUGUAAUUUUAGGAAAAUUUACCAUUGUCGAGGAAAUAUUUAACCGUAAUUUCUCUCUGAAACUACCUGAAUGACCGAUUUGAAUUUUAUUAUGUAAAUGGGUAAGUUUUGCUUGGAAAACAUGAUUGAAAGGUGCUUUAACCAUGGGAGAGUGACAAUUUUGUUGUAAGUGGGGUUGACACAUAAAAAACACAUUUUUAAGUUACUAAGAAGGUGCUUUAUUUGUGUGGAU
Molecule: messenger RNA, 1150 nt
Organism: Vigna radiata var. radiata (mung bean)
Lineage: Eukaryota; Viridiplantae; Streptophyta; Magnoliopsida; Fabales; Fabaceae
Exons: 5
Coding region: 57-788 (243 amino acids)
Cellular component (GO): nucleus; 90S preribosome
Source: RefSeq, a predicted model, not a curated record